Messenger RNA from Agrilus planipennis (emerald ash borer), 815 nucleotides. RefSeq lists its product as uncharacterized. The record is from RefSeq and is a predicted model, not a curated record. The coding region runs from base 60 to 767 and encodes 235 amino acids. The transcript is spliced from 2 exons. Lineage: Eukaryota; Metazoa; Arthropoda; Insecta; Coleoptera; Buprestidae.
UAAGUAUAAAACUUCAAUAAGAAUUAUAAUAUUUUAACGUAAAAUAAAUAAAUAACUUGAUGAAGAAGAUGAAGACUAAGCACUACUGUUGCAUCCCCAAUUGUCCAACGUAUGAUACCCUUGACAAAUUUCUUCGAUUCCCCCUUGACGUGGAAUGGCGAACGAGAUGGAUAAAAGCGAUCCCGGUAAAAAAUUGGGUUAUAGAUUACGGUACCAUUAUAUGCGUACACCAUUUCAAAAAUAGUGAUCUGGCAAUGUACACCAAACUCUUGAACGGUACCUCUGGCAAAUCCGUUAUCACUAGAUCUUCAACACCUCUUAUCAAACAUGGUGCACUUCCGUCGAAAUUUGACAACUUAAUAAACACCUCGGAACCGUCAGAAGAAGUUUUCAAAUUCCGUGACGUUUUCGAGCUGUCUUACAGAGAUCAUAGUCCGGAAACUUUCGGGGACGUCGAAGGAGUCGAUAUUAACGACUUUUUAAUCGAUUAUUACUACGUAAAGCAAGUCUUCGAGGUGAAAUUAAAAAAUGUACUUGGCGAGUGGAAAAUUCAAAAUGGUCAAGAUUAUUUAAUGUUUUAUACUGUUGGUAACUUUGAUAUACCCCAAAUAGUAUCUUCUAUUAAAAUUGACACGAACCUUUGUGUUACCGUGUGUUUAAAUGGAAGGGAAAUGGACCCAGCUGAUCUUACAUGGGCUGUACCCUUAACAAGAAAAAUUAACCGAUGGUCUCAGCUAACUCAACUUUUGAACUUGUUUGGAAGAUGAACUUUUUACUAUAGUUAAUUCGAAUUUAGGUUUUGUUGCUUUUUUAAA